Dioscorea cayenensis subsp. rotundata (Guinea yam) is the source of this 2319-nucleotide messenger RNA. RefSeq names its product pentatricopeptide repeat-containing protein At3g49240, mitochondrial. NCBI's taxonomy places the organism in Eukaryota, Viridiplantae, Streptophyta, Magnoliopsida, Dioscoreales, Dioscoreaceae. Gene Ontology annotation, cellular component: chloroplast. The transcript is spliced from 2 exons. The record is from RefSeq and is a predicted model, not a curated record. Gene Ontology annotation, molecular function: protein binding. The coding region runs from base 41 to 2017 and encodes 658 amino acids.
UCUCCUCUCCCCUCUUCUCUCCCGAGUCCCAACUCAAUCCAUGGCUCUCUCCAAACCCAUUUCCUUCUUCCACCUCAAAACCCUAACCCCAUGCUACCCCCAUCCCCGCCUCCGCCUCCUCCUCCCCUCCCUCCGCCUCUUCUCCUUCGCUUCCCCUGAAGAAGCCGCCGCAGAACGCCGCCGCCGCAAGCGCCGCCUCCGCAUGGAACCCCCUCUCUCCUCCCUCCGCCCCUCCGCUCCUAAACCCCCUCAACAACGCAUCCCCUCCAAGACGGCCCCAAAUCCCAACUUCCCCAAGCUUCCAGAGACCCUAUCGGCCCUUUCCGCCAAGCGUCUUGACCUCCACAACCGCAUCCUCACCCUCAUCCGUGAGAACGAUCUCGACGAGGCCUCUCUCCUCGUCCGCCACUCCAUCUACUCCAACUGCCGCCCCACUGUUUUCACCUGCAACGCUGUCCUCCACUCCCUUCUCCGCCAGAACCGCCACGCUGAUCUCCUCUCCCUUCACCGCUUCAUCACCCAGGCCGGCAUCGCCCCCACCGUCAUUACCCACAACCUUGUUCUCCAGGUCUACUGUGAUGCCCGGAAGACAGACACUGCGCUCGAGCACUACCGCCUCAUCCUAAAGGACUCACCUUUUAACCCCUCUCCGACAACCUACCGGAUCCUCGUUAAGGGACUCAUUGAUUGCUCCAGGCUUGAUCAGGCUCUGGAUCUCAAGGACGAUAUGCUCACCAAGGCCUUUUGCCCUGCUGAUCCCAUUGUCUACAACCUGCUUAUGGCUGGUGCCCUCAAGAGUUCUGACCCUGAUAAAGCUCUGUCCUUGUUUGAAGAGCUUAAGGAAAAGCUUGGCGGUGGGAUGGUGCUUGAUGGCGCUGUUUAUGGGAGUCUGAUGAAGGGGUAUUUCGCUAAGGGUAUGGAUAAGGAGGCAAUGGAGUUUUAUAGUGAAGUUCUUGGUGAGAAUUCCAAGGUUCGCUUCAAUGCGGUGAGCUAUAACUCAGUGCUGGAGGCAUUGACGAAGAAUGGGAAGUUUGAUGAGGCAUUGAGACUGUUUGGUCGGAUGAAUGCUGAGCAUGAUCCUCCGAGGAGGCUUACAGUGAAUCUUGGGAGCUUCAAUGUGAUGGUGGACGGGUAUUGUGCUCUAGGGAAAUUUAGUGAGGCUAUUGAGACGUUUGGGAAGAUGGGGGAGAAGAAGUGUAGCCCGGAUGUGUUGUCUUAUAACAAUUUGAUUGAUCAGCUUGGGAGGAAUCAAUUGGUAGCUGAGGCAGAGGAGCUAUAUAGAGAGAUGGGUGAAAGAGGGAUCAAUCCAGAUGAGUACACGUAUGUCUUGAUUGUUGAGGCAUGUUUUGGGGUGGAUAGGGUUGAUGAUGCAGUUGCAUACUUCAAUAAGAUGAGGGAAGUGGGGUUGAGACCAAAUGCGAAUGCUUAUAAUAAGGUUAUUGGGGGCUUGGUGAAUGCUCGCAAGCUUGAUGAGGCAAGAGGGUUCUUUGAACAGAUGGUGGAAAAUGAGGUGAAGCCAAAUAUCACUAGCUAUGAGUUGUUGUUGAAGGAAUUCUGUGAAGUAGGUAGGGUGGAUGAUGCACUUAAGACGACCAAGGGCAUUCUGAUGGAUGAAAAUGUAGUUUUCAGCCCAGAGAUGAAGGGGCUCGUGGAGGAGAUGUUGAAGAAAGAAGGGAGGGAAGAGGAUAUGGAGAACUUGUAUGAGGAAGUAGAGAGGGAAAAAGCUGAAGCAUUGGCACGGGCAGAAGAAGAGAAGGCUAGAGCUGAGGCUCUUGCCAAGGAAGAAGAAGAGAGGAAGAAGGCUGAAGCUGCUGCAAAGGCGGAGGCUACUGCAAAAGCAAGUGCUGCAGCUAUUGAGGCAGUUUUGGGAAGGAGGAAGGAAGAGAAGAAAGAAGAGCCUUCAGCUAUUGGUUCCAGUGCUCCUGAUGCAGGCCAAUUGAAAGAACUCAUUGAUGGCAUCACUCCUGGCAAGGAUACAAAGGCUGGAGAGGGAGAUGCUUUGGAACAGACUAGUUGAUGCUACAACAUGUGCGGGAUAUUCACCAUUCGAUAGAAUGAGGUCAUUCUCUUUGUAUUCCAAUGUGAUCAAAAUUCCACUUGUUACCAAGUGCACUUGGCUGCAACCAGCUCCUAUCAAUUUCAAUUGCAGUUUCCGUGUCGACAUCAGACCCAUACGUAGGCGUAGUUAGGUUUUUCUUUUUAAACAUGGUUCCUUCUUCAUAGACAUAGAGCAUAAGACCAGAGGAUGGAACUUUUAAACAUGAGCAUCAACUUGUCAUUCCUAUUGAUUAAUUAAUCAGAUCCGGGACUGUUUUCUCA